AUGUCUCAGUUUCCGAUUGUCGUGGUGAAAAACCUACCCUACAACGUGUCCACGGUCCUGCUCUACGAACUAUUUUCCAAUUUCGGAAAAAUUCACCAGCUCAGAAUAUCUGACGGAUCCGUGCCACAAGGUACCUGCUACGUGGUAUUUGUGUCCACGGAUGAUGCCGCCAAGGCCGCGCGAGAUCUCAACGGAGUGAAUUUCAAGUCCAGGUACUUGGUGGCACACAUGCUCCCGGUGAGCGACGAGCAACUACGUUCUUUGGGAAAGUAA
This is a messenger RNA of Metschnikowia bicuspidata var. bicuspidata NRRL YB-4993, 273 nucleotides long. RefSeq lists its product as uncharacterized. The record is from RefSeq and is a predicted model, not a curated record. NCBI's taxonomy places the organism in Eukaryota, Fungi, Ascomycota, Pichiomycetes, Serinales, Metschnikowiaceae. Gene Ontology annotation, molecular function: RNA binding. The transcript has a single exon. Bases 1 to 273 code for a protein of 90 amino acids.